This is a messenger RNA of Hypomesus transpacificus, 2096 nucleotides long. It is a transcript of the gene ncanb, whose product is annotated as neurocan b. The record is from RefSeq and is a predicted model, not a curated record. Gene Ontology annotation, molecular function: calcium ion binding; signaling receptor activity. The transcript is spliced from 7 exons. NCBI's taxonomy places the organism in Eukaryota, Metazoa, Chordata, Actinopteri, Osmeriformes, Osmeridae. The coding region runs from base 1 to 888 and encodes 295 amino acids.
AUGACAGACAUUGAUGACUGCCAGUCCAACCCCUGCCAGAACGGCGGCACCUGCAUAGACGAGAUCAACUCCUUCGUGUGCCUCUGCCUGCCAAGCUACGGCGGCGCCACGUGCGAGAGAGACACGGAGGGCUGUGACCACACCUGGAGGAAGUUCCACGGUCACUGCUACCGCUACUUCAGCCGGCGCCACACCUGGGAGGACGCGGAGAAGGACUGCCGCGAGCACAGCGGCCACCUGGCCAGCAUCCACAGCCUGCAGGAGCAGGACUUCAUCAACGGUCUGAGCCACGACAACACAUGGAUUGGCCUGAAUGAUCGCACAGUGGAGGAGGACUUUCAGUGGACAGACAACAUGGACUUGCAAUAUGAGAACUGGAGGGAGAACCAGCCAGACAACUUCUUUGCGGGUGGCGAGGACUGCGUGGUGAUGAUAGCCCACGAGAACGGCAAAUGGAACGACGUCCCCUGCAACUACAACCUGCCCUACGUCUGCAAGAAGGGAACAGUGCUUUGUGGGGCUCCGCCCCCUGCGGAGAACGCCUUCCUGAUUGGGCGCCAGCGGUCGCACUACGACAUCCACUCGGUGGUGCGCUACCAGUGCGCCGACGGCUUCCUGCAGCGCCACAUCCCCACGGCCAAGUGUCGCGCCAACGGCAAGUGGGACAAGCCCAAGAUCAUCUGCACCAAGUCUCGGGGGUCUCACCGUUACCGGCGCCACCGCCACAAGGGCCGGAGGCUACACCUGAGAAUCAAGCACCACGGCCACGGACAGGGGGGUCAACACCGAGACGGGGGUCACCGCGGAGACGGGGGUCACCGCAGGGUUCACCGCGAAAACCGGCGUCACCACCGAGAGGAUGAGGGUCAAAAGCACGGCCACUUCUAAACCCACUCCCCCCCCCCUCCCCACUCUGCUACCCUGGUCUACCCUCACUGCCCUUUGUGGUAUCCAUCCUCUAACCCCCCCCCCCCUCCGAUUCUUCAUCUCCUAGCUCCUAGCCCCUGGCUCCUAGCCUCUAGAUCCCUAGCCUCUAGCUCCUAGCCUAUCACUCCCUUUCCCCUAGCCCCUAGCCUUUCGGCCCAUAGUCCCAGCUCCCAUCCCCGUGCUCGCAGCCAUCCUCUCAUCCUAUCCCCGCUCCCUGGCUCCCUGAGGCGGGCUGCAUCGUACUCAAACCUGAGGCCUGAAGGCCCAUUGCUAGGCCUCACCGGGACAAUAACAAUCCCUUUGUACUGUAAUUAUUUUCUUUACUCCUUGAUGUUUUGUCAUCUUUCCCUGCCUCUCCCCCUCCUCUAGUAACUUUAAUUGAGUCAAUAAUGAUAUUGACUUUUAUCUUCUCAAUCUAAAUGAAGUUUUCAUUUUAUUUUUACAUACACAAUCUUGGAGGGAGAUGCUUUGGUACAAACUGUAAAUAGUGACAAUUUCAUUUAUGAUGCAAUAUCAAAAACAGAAGAGGCAAGAAAUGCACAGACUAGGCUUGAGUCUAUCAAUGUAAACAAACCGUACAGUAUUUUAAAGAUAUACAAAGUCACGGUGUGUUUCCUGCCUGUUCUGUUUUUGGUUUGCUCUUUGUAAGACAUUUUACCACACCUACAGCAAACAGAUAUUCUGAACAGAUCUUCAAAUGCUUUUCUUUUCAGACAGGUGGUUGUUCUGGAUGAUUCAAGCGAUUAAGGCUCUUGCUCUUUGUGAAAAUAAGCUGUUGUUUUUGUCUCGCUUCGAGCCCACAGAGAGACGUAUAUCGUCCAGUCAUCCGCAAACCAUGGAGGGCCUAACCUCAAACAGCGCCAUCUGCUGGAGAGUGGUGACAGUUGACAUUGUCAAAGGUUAACUGGGAAAAGGGCCUUUGGUCGGUCUCUCUAAUGGGCACAGAUCCUUUCUGUUCCAGACUCCUCCCUCACCCUCCAGCCUCAUGUCUACAUCUUUCCCCCCUCCAUCUUUGCCAUAUACAUGUUAUGUAUUCCACGUCCAGUUUAUUGAUGAUGAGGGUCCUCCUCUCUGGAAUCCCUCUCUAUUUCCACUCGAAAUUAGGCUGUCAGCCCUGUCAGAUAGAGAAAGAGAGAGAGAGAGACACAGAGAGAGAGACAGAGAGAGAG